Messenger RNA from Ostertagia ostertagi, 222 nucleotides. The record is from the annotation of a GenBank genome assembly. Lineage: Eukaryota; Metazoa; Nematoda; Chromadorea; Rhabditida; Trichostrongylidae.
AUGACGACGAAACAAUCCACGUUCAAAAUUCUUGUGAUUGGUGAUCCUGGCACAGGAAAAACUUCAAUUAUAAGGAGAUUUGUACAUGAUGUAUUCACUGCUAAUUAUAAAGCUACGAUAGGAGUUGAUUUUGCUAUGAAGAAAAUGAUAUUAGACGACGAUAUGCAAGUUUACCUCCAAAUAUGGGAUAUAUCAGGUAAGCACUGCCAUUUUACUUGUUGA